Aspergillus nomiae NRRL 13137 is the source of this 339-nucleotide messenger RNA. RefSeq lists its product as uncharacterized. The record is from RefSeq and is a predicted model, not a curated record. Bases 1 to 339 code for a protein of 112 amino acids. The transcript has 3 exons. NCBI's taxonomy places the organism in Eukaryota, Fungi, Ascomycota, Eurotiomycetes, Eurotiales, Aspergillaceae.
AUGACCGGAGCGGAUAUCAAUGCUAUUUUAGGCACCAUCGGAAUUCAAUUCACUGGGUGGGCCUCUGCAUCUGCAGACCCAGCUUCUCAAAAUGACCAUUCUUGCGAACUUACCAAGGACGAGGUCAAAGAUCUCGUCCGUCGGAUUGAUAGGUUGGCAGAGGUACUCGAGAGGCAAAACAUCAACAGAGGCAACCCAUUGAUCGAGGGUGGACCCACUCGCUCUGGCUCCCCAGCCAUGGUAACACUGAACCUUGGUGGCCCUGUGGUAGUCAUGGCCCCGCGCUACCACAGUGGCACCAGCGACAAGCUCGCACUUCUACGUAGUGUUGGCGACUAG